Messenger RNA from Hibiscus syriacus, 1596 nucleotides. Its product is annotated as berberine bridge enzyme-like 7. Gene Ontology annotation, molecular function: oxidoreductase activity; FAD binding. The transcript has a single exon. The record is from RefSeq and is a predicted model, not a curated record. The coding region runs from base 1 to 1596 and encodes 531 amino acids. NCBI's taxonomy places the organism in Eukaryota, Viridiplantae, Streptophyta, Magnoliopsida, Malvales, Malvaceae.
AUGAAAGGUUCAAGUUGUAAAUUAUUGAUCCUUUUGUUAUCAAUUUCAUUGGUAACAUCACAACGUUCAUGUCUUGAUGAAUUUCUCCAAUGCCUUCCCCUACAUUCCAACCCUUCAUAUCCAAUUGCAAAUGCCAUACACACUGCCCACAAUGCCUCCUUUCAACAUUUGUAUGAGUUACAUGCUGUUAACCUAAGAAUCUUAUCUUCUCCUUCAACAUCGAAGCCUUUGGCUAUUAUAACAGCUCUACAUGCAUCCCAUGCUCAAGCCGCCGUCGUUUGCGCCAAGCACCACAAACUCCAAUUGAGAAUCCGGAGCGGGGGUCAUGAUUACGAAGGGUUGUCGUACACCUCCGACGUCCCGUUUUUCAUUCUCGAUCUGUUUAAUCUCCGGUCGAUAAAGGUUGAUGUCGCAACCGAGACGGCAUGGGUUCAGGCCGGGGCUACGACGGGGGAGCUUUAUUAUCGGAUAGCGGAGAAAAGUGGAGUCCAUGGGUUCCCGUCCGGAGUUUGUACUACUCUCGGCAUCGGUGGGCAUUUCAGUGGAGGUGGCUAUGGAAACAUGAUGAGGAAAUACGGCCUCUCGAUUGAUAACGUCGUCGACGCGCAUUUGAUCGAUGCUAAUGGUAUGAUCCGAAAUCGAAAAUCGAUGGGAGAAGAUGUGUUUUGGGCUAUCCGAGGAGGAGGUGGAACUAGCUUUGGUAUCAUCCUUUCAUGGAAGAUCAAGCUGGUUCGUGUCCCUCGUAAGGUUACUGUUUUCAACGUGCAAAGGACAUUGGACCAAGGUGCCACGGACCUCGCUUAUCGUUGGCAACAGAUUGCACCUAAAAUGCCUAAGCAUCUCUUUAUCAGGCUUCAACUUGAACCAAUAACCGAUGCUACCAAUGGCAAUAAAACUAUUAGGGUUUCUUUCAUCGGCCAGUUUCUCGGUCGAGCUCAUAGACUUGUUCAGGAGUCGAACUCGAAAUUUCGAGAACUGGGUUUGAAUCUAAGUGAUUGCAAGGAGAUGAGUUGGGCCGAAUCGACUCUCUUUUGGGCUGGUUACCCCAACGGAACCUCCAUUGACACAUUGCUUCAACGAGUCCAAGGUAACAAAGUUUUCUUCAAGACAAAAUCAGAUUACUACAAAAAGGUGAUUCCCAAACAAGGGCUUGAGAUGUUAUGGGAGUUAUUGAUGGAAAUAGGAAAUGUUUUCAUGCAACUAAACCCUCAUGGAGGAAGGAUGGAGGAGAUUCCGGAGUCCGAAACCGCGUAUCCGCAACGAGCCGGAUACCUUUUCAAGACACAAUAUACAAUUCAUUGGACGGAUUCCGACGGCGGCAUCGGUGCCGCCGAGAAGCAUGUCAGGAUGUCGAGGAGAUUGUAUCGUACAAUGGCUUCGUAUGCGUCGAGUAACCCUAGGGAGGCGUUUGUUAACUAUAGAGACCUUGAUAUUGGCAGCAAUGGAAGCAAUGACACAGAUUUCUCUGUUGCGAGGGUUUAUGGGACAAAAUAUUUCAAGAAAAACUUCAUGAGAUUGGCACGUGUGAAAGCCAUGGCAGACCCUGAUAAUUUCUUCAAGAAUGAACAAAGCAUUCGGCCAUUGCCAUCUCAUUAG